Aphidius gifuensis is the source of this 2652-nucleotide messenger RNA. RefSeq names its product mediator of RNA polymerase II transcription subunit 28 (gene MED28). Gene Ontology annotation, cellular component: mediator complex. Bases 370 to 1254 code for a protein of 294 amino acids. Lineage: Eukaryota; Metazoa; Arthropoda; Insecta; Hymenoptera; Braconidae. The transcript is spliced from 4 exons. The record is from RefSeq and is a predicted model, not a curated record.
GCAACUAUUGUUUGUCAAAAAAAAAAAAGAAAGAAAAAUCAAUAAAUAAAAAUUAAUAAUAAUUACUCAAAAACAUGUUUACCGCAGUGAAAAGCAUAUUUUUUAUUUUUUUAUAAACAAUACCAAAUAACAUAAACAAUUGCAUAUCUAAAUAUCCAAAAAACAGUAUAAAAAAAAUAAUAUUUCUCAACAACAAUGAUUUUUCAUUCUACAUAACAAUAUAACAUUGCCUUAUCACAUUUGUUAUUUAACCUAUAAAAAAAAAUCAAUCAAUGAUUUUGUAAAGCAAGUUAUUAAUUAAUAAUUGUUAUUUAUUUUUAUUUAUUUAAUAUUACUUUGUGUUAAAGUUGAAUUAAUUUAAUUAUUAAAAUGGCAACACCAACAAAUGGAAAUGGAAAUUUGGUGGAUGAAUUUGAAGAAGCAUAUCAGCAAUGUUUAAAUAUACUGACAAAAGAAGAGGGUUUAAGCAACAAUAGUAUUGGAAGUGGUUUAGCAAUAGACAAAGAUGAGUCUCGAGUUGAAGUUGAACAAGUAACACUACGUUUUAUUGAUCUUGCUCGUCAAAUGGAAGCAUUUUUUCUUCAAAAAAGAUUUCUCUUAUCAGCCCUAAAACCAGAGGUUGUCAUUAAAGAAGACAUAAGUGAUUUAAAAACAGAAUUAACAAGAAAAGAUGAAUUAAUAAAACGACACUAUGAAAAAAUUGCUGUCUGGCAAAAUCUUCUUGCUGAUUUACAAGGUUGGUCAAAAUCACCAGCCCAAGGACCAGCACCAAAUGGAAUGCCAAAUGGAAGCCAAGGUCCUCAAGUACCACCUGGUCCAAAUGGAGCAAGUCCAGCAAUGCAACAACAACAACAGCAACAGCAGCAACAGCAACAACAACAACAGCAGCAACAGCAAAUACUUCAACAUCAACAACAAUUGCAACAACAACAACAAUUGCAACUUCAAAUGCAGCAGCAACAUCAACAACAGGUGCAGGGAGGUCAAGCAGCAGUACCACCAGGUCUCCAAGGUGUCAAUGUUGGUCAACAAGGAAUGUUUAUGAGCCAAGGUGGUGUUGGCGGUGGUCGUGUUGGUGGUGGUGGUUUUACAAGUGGUGGUAGUGUUGGUAUUGGUGGUGGUGUUGGAGGUGUUGGUAGUGUUGGCGGUGGUGUUGGUGGUGUUGUUGGUGUUGGACAAAGUUCACUACAAGGACCACUUGCAUUUUUGGAAAAAACAACUAGCAAUAUAGGGAUGCCAGAGAGACGAAGUUGACGGGGAAGGGGGAGGGGCAGAGGAAGGGGUCGAAGUCGUGGGAGAGGAAGGGGUCGUGGUUUGAUUAAUCCAAUUAAUAAUACAAUUAUUAAUCCAAUUAAUAAUCCACAAUCCAUCCUUGAUCCCACCGACCCUUCAUCCUAUGCUGCAGCUGUUGCUGCUGUAUCCUCGCCUCUUCCUCCUCAACAGCAAUAAUAUUUCGCCUCUCGGUAUCUUAAUAUUCAUACAUUUUUUUUUUCAAUUAUUAUUUACUUCAAAACAUUCCUGUUUUAUUUUUUUUUCUAUUUUUUUUUCUUAUUAUUGUUUUUCCUUAAAACCAUUCAAAUAAAAAACUCAGAUUUAUUUACAAUUAAAAAAUUGUAUUUAUAUUAUUGUAAAUAAAACUGAGAUUUUUAUAUGAAUUUUUUAAAUAUAAAUAUUGUCUUUUGUAUAUAUUAUUAUACAAUUAAUUCAUUACUGUGUACUUAUCUUCAAAAACAAAAUAAUAUUUUUUAAUUUUAAUUAUUCUUUGUUUGUAAAAUUAUGGCUAAUUUAAUUGAUAAGUAUACAAUAAUUAUAAUUAAAUGUAAAUUGUUUUUUUUUUUUAAUAUGGAUAAUUGUGUGUGUGAGAGAGAGAGCAAGUGUGUGUGUGAUUGAAUAAAUCCAAAAUCCUUUUUAAAUGUAAUUUUUAUUUAUUAUUUUAUUACAUUUAUUAUUUUAUCAUUUUUUUUUUAUCAUUUAUUUUAUAAAUGGCUUGGAUUUUUUAUUAAGGCUAUUUUCCUUGUCCAUUAAUCCCAUACAUGAUUUUUUUUUUUUACUUAUUUAUUAUUAUAAUAAAAUUUCAAUUUUUAUCUUUUGGUAAAUUACAUAUUUUUUUUUUCUCAUUUCAAUGUUGUUUGUCAAUUUUUUUUUUUCUUUUUUUUUCGACUAAAUUUAUAAAAUUUAUUUUAUAUACAACAAUACGUAGUUUUUUUUUAGUUUAAAAAAAUUUUUUUUUAUCAAGUAUCGAAUUGCUGUACACGGAUAAGAAAAGCUCUCACUUAAAAAAAAAAAAGAAAAAAAAAGUUAGUUGAAAUUUUUUUUAAAAAAAUUUUUAAAAAUUGUGCAAAAGUUUUUUUUUUUUUUUGUUAAAUAUAACAAUUGUAUGCUUAAUUGUUAAUUUAUUAUUAUUUAAAAAAUUUGAUUUUUUAAAUUUUUUAAUGUUAAUUAUUGAGUUAAUGAAUAUUUUUAUUUUUUAGUUUUUUAAAUGCACAAUAAAUUUAUAAAUGCAUGUGCAUCAUUGAUGGGACUGUACGAGAGUCUUAAGAUGCAAAUUUCUGGAAGAAUUCAAUGAGUGUACGUGUUGGUCGUCCAGUCAUACCAGGUUGAAGAUAACUUAUAUUUUCAGCACAUGGUCCAGCAACACCAGCAAUAUCUAAA